Messenger RNA from Penicillium nucicola, 735 nucleotides. RefSeq names its product SUR7/PalI family protein. Lineage: Eukaryota; Fungi; Ascomycota; Eurotiomycetes; Eurotiales; Aspergillaceae. Gene Ontology annotation, biological process: fungal-type cell wall organization; septin cytoskeleton organization; cortical actin cytoskeleton organization. Gene Ontology annotation, cellular component: membrane raft; plasma membrane; cell cortex. Bases 1 to 735 code for a protein of 244 amino acids. The transcript has 4 exons. The record is from RefSeq and is a predicted model, not a curated record.
AUGGGUUUGAGCAGAGUUACAUUGGGCUUUUUGGGCCUGUUCUUCACAGCAGGCUCCGUCUUGCUAAUCUUCCUCACACUGCUGGCUGGUGCUCGCAACAGCACUCCACUGAAUGAGAUCUAUUUCCUGCAGGCGGACACAGGAAAUAUUCCUGGGGCUCCGACAACUUCGCGAUGGACCUUCUGGAACGUCUGCAGUGUGAACAGCGAGGGCAGGAGUGUAUGCGGCAAAUCACACCCCGACUACCCAUUCGACCCCCAAGCCACCGCACUUUUAACACCGAUAACAAGCCACUACUUCUUGAUGUCGCGUUUCAUGUUCCCCUUCAUCAUCAUUGGUCUGUUCUUCAUCGUGCUGUCGCUCUUCACCGGUCUGCUAGCCAUGUGCACGCGUAUUGCAGGCUAUCUCUCUGGUUUCCUCGCCUGGCUCGGCCUGACCUUCCAGGUCAUCACCACCUGUCUCAUGACUGCUGUCUACGUCCAGGGCCGCGACGCUUUCAACAGAAAUGGCCAAAGCUCCAAGGUCGGCGUCAAGGCCUUCGCAUUCAUGUGGACUGCAACCGCCUGUCUCUUCAUCGCAUGUCUGAUGUACUGCCUUGGUGGUGCCGUCGGCCGCAAAGACAAGUCUGGAUACAGUGGACGCAAGGAACGCCGCCGUGGCUUCUUCUCUUCGCAGCGCUCUAACAGUGUGAAGAGCCAAAACAAGGAGCGCGAGAACACUUCCUUCCCCGCUUAA